Molecule: messenger RNA, 1518 nt
Organism: Pseudopipra pipra
Lineage: Eukaryota; Metazoa; Chordata; Aves; Passeriformes; Pipridae
Gene: RAB7B
Product: RAB7B, member RAS oncogene family
Exons: 6
Coding region: 92-718 (208 amino acids)
Biological process (GO): endosome to lysosome transport; phagosome-lysosome fusion
Cellular component (GO): phagocytic vesicle; late endosome; lysosome
Molecular function (GO): GTP binding; GTPase activity
Source: RefSeq, a predicted model, not a curated record
GCCUUCUUUCCUGGAUCCUCCUCUCUCGCCUCUCCCCUCCCUGGGCCGCCGGCUGGAGCGGAGCCCAGAGCCUCGGCUGCCCGGCCGACGGAUGCCCCGGCAGGGCCCGUCCAUGGAUGCCAGCAAGAAGGUGGAUCUGAAGAUAAUCAUAAUUGGAGCUCUGGGCGUGGGCAAAACCUCCCUCCUGCACCAGUACGUGCACAAGACGUUUUACGAGGAUUAUCGCACCACGCUGGGUGCCAGCAUCCUGACCAAGGUCCUGGCGGUGGACAACACCCCCCUGAAGCUGCAGAUCUGGGACACGGGGGGACAGGAGCGAUUCCGGUCCAUGGUGUCGACCUUUUACAAGGGCUCUGAUGGCUGCAUGCUGGCCUUUGAUGUGACAGACAGGGAGUCCUUUGAGGCCCUGGACAACUGGAGAGAUGACUUCCUGGAGAAGGUCAUUCCAAGGGAGCAGGAUUUCCCCAUGGUCGUGCUGGGGAACAAAAUAGACCUCUGUGAUCGGCAGGUACCCAAGGAAACUGCCUCAGCCUGGUGCAAGGAGAAGGACAUCCCUUAUUUUGAAGUCAGUGCCAAGAACAACAUCAACGUGGCAGAGGCUUUCGAGACCCUUGCGAAGCAGGCGCUAACGACGUACAAAGGGAUUUUUGAGAGUUAUUUAACUGACUCCAUCAAACUCACUCCCUAUGACAACAAGCCCAAGAAGAGCUGCUGCUGACCCCGGGCACUGCCCACACUGGACCCCACAAUGGCCAGGGCUGGAGCCCCCCCCAGGGGUCUGUGACCUGUGCCCAUCCCAGGGACUGUCCAAGCCAGGGCACAGCAGGACCAGCCCUGGACACACCGGGACCAGCUCACUGUGCACCCCAGGACUUGCUGCUUCCCAUGGCUCUCCUGAACCAGCAAAUCCCAAAUUGCUGCUGUGUCACCGUGGCCUCGUCCCCCUGGAUCCGCUGUCAUCUGGCACCCGAGCAGGCAAUGCCCCUGUGGUGAUGGUGCCAGUGGUGACAGUGCCAGUGCCCCUGUGGUGACAGUGCCAGUGCCCCUGUGGUGAUGGUGCCAGUGCCCCUGUGGUGACAGUGUCAGUGCCCCUGUGGUGAUGGUGCCAGUGGUGACAGUGCCAGUGCCCCUGUGGUGACAGUGUCAGUGCCCCUAUGGUGACAGUGCCAGUGCCCCUGUGGUGACGGUGCCAGUGCUCCCGAUGCCUUUCCAGAGACCACGACCUCGGCCCCAGGGCUGUCCCUUCCCAGUGCAUGGGCUGGUGGCCCCGCGGCUCUCAUGGUGCUCACGGGGGGACAUGUGGGGCUGGUGGCCUUGACACAGGGCUGAGAGCAGCUGGGUCCCCUCCUGGGAUCAGCCACAGAGGAGGCAACUGUUCUGUGCCUCAGUUUCCCCUCCAUCAAACACCUUCCACUCCCACCCCACCCAGGGAGGAUCCUCAGAAAAGCACUUUGUCAGGGAUUCUUUUUAUGUAUAUAUAUAUAACAAAGGAAAUUAAAUAUUUCAUUUUUAUUUACA